Messenger RNA from Rubroshorea leprosula, 1496 nucleotides. The record is from the annotation of a GenBank genome assembly. NCBI's taxonomy places the organism in Eukaryota, Viridiplantae, Streptophyta, Magnoliopsida, Malvales, Dipterocarpaceae.
AGAAACUUAACUCCUCAGAAAAUCCAAAAAAAAAAAAAAACUGAAAGAAAAAUACAGACGAUGGGAUGUGUUUCUUCAAAGCUUGUGAAGAAGGAAGUCAAGCAGGAUAUUCUCCUUAACAAUGGCGGCGACUUGGUCAAUCAUGUCGUUUCUCUUACUUCGAGCACGUAUGGUGUGCUUAAACUCGAGAGUGAAAGUCAGCGGCAACCCAUUAAGGAGAUUGUUUUGGAAGAAAAAGGAGCGGAGAGAUCACCGCGGAGAGAAGAACCGGAGGUUAUUAAUGCGUGGGAGCUUAUGGAGGAUCUUGAAGAGGGAAUACCCAUUAGGAAUCAUGCCAAGAAAAGCCCCAAAUCGCGGGUUCAACUUCGUGGGUUUGCGGAUAAGGAUGUUAGAAGUCCGUUUAAGUUCUUGAAUCGGAGUGGGUCGCCGAAGACGGUGAAGAGAUUUGGAGGGAAAGAGAACAGGGGAAGAGUGAUCGGUGUCGGCAAUGGGAAUCGGAAAUUAGAUUUUAGUCCGAAAUCGAUUUUGAGGGUGAACAAUUCUUUGAAUACUCCGUGUAAAGCAGUAAUGAGUGUGAGUUUUCCGGUUAAAAGCACGAAAGGGGAAAGCUUGGACGGCCACUCUGGGUUUUUGUCGCAGAGGAGGAGCUUUAGUCCCCUGUUUGAUCCAGAGCUCGUUGCAUUAUACGAGAAAGAGCUAUCGGAAGAAGAGGAGCAUGUCAAGAUGGUAAUUUCACCGGUGCUCGAUAUCCGAUACCCCAGGAAAUCCCAGGAUUCAGGAGCUUUUCUCCAACUGUUCGACGAAAUGUGUCCUCCGGCAGGCAAAAACGCUGUAGUAUUUUACACCACCACGCUGCGAGGAAUCAGAAAGACUUUCGAAGAUUGCAACACUGUAAGAUCCAUCCUCGAGUCCCAUUGCAUUCAAAUGUUUGAGCGUGAUAUAUCCAUGGAUUCAGGGUUUAAAGAGGAACUAAGGGCAUUAAUGGGCACGAAAGAUGUGAAAGUUCCAAUGGUGUUUGUGAAGGGAAGGUUGAUUGGGGGAGUUGAGGAUGUGGUAAAGAUGGAAGAGGAAGGGAAAUUGGGAAAUUUGUUGGAGGGGAUUCCGAGGUCAACUCCUGGGUGUCAAGGGUGCGGUGGGAUGAGAUUUGUGAUGUGUAUGGAGUGCAAUGGGAGCUGUAGGGUCUUAAAUGAAGAACACAAGAAGAUGGUGAGGUGUGGUGAGUGCAAUGAGAAUGGGUUGAUUCAGUGCCCCAUGUGUAGUUCCUAGUUUACCCUAAUUUAACUAAUGGGGUUUGUUUCUUUCUUAUUUUGGGUUCUUCCAUUUCACCAUACUACAUGUGAACCUAAGAAUACUGAUUUCUUGGAGAUGUUUUUCAAUUUCGGAAAUGGUGAGGGGUUCUAAAGUGGGUUUUAGGCCUCUGUAUGUGCUGGUCUUUUUUUUUUGGCUUCCUUGUACUCUUUUGAACUUUAUUUGUUCAAUAUAUCUACAUGAUUUAC